Messenger RNA from Bipolaris victoriae FI3, 177 nucleotides. RefSeq lists its product as hypothetical. Lineage: Eukaryota; Fungi; Ascomycota; Dothideomycetes; Pleosporales; Pleosporaceae. The record is from RefSeq and is a predicted model, not a curated record. The annotation marks the transcript as partial. The transcript has a single exon.
UAUAACUAUGCUACAUCCAUUCUAGAGGAUCGGUUAGUCUAUUCCCAGUUGCUUAAGCGGCUUAGGACCCUAGAUGCGCUGUCUCAGGGGUGUGGUUUUUUUAACACAAUACUGCCGAACCUGUGUAAUGCAUAUUUGGCCUUGGCUGUCUUGGGGUUAAGAGCCAUGGCUGCAUGA